This is a messenger RNA of Brachypodium distachyon (stiff brome), 1833 nucleotides long. RefSeq lists its product as uncharacterized. The transcript has 7 exons. Gene Ontology annotation, molecular function: transcription corepressor activity. Bases 788 to 1474 code for a protein of 228 amino acids. Gene Ontology annotation, cellular component: nucleus. NCBI's taxonomy places the organism in Eukaryota, Viridiplantae, Streptophyta, Magnoliopsida, Poales, Poaceae. The record is from RefSeq and is a predicted model, not a curated record.
AUAACUGAACUCGCCAAGCAUUCCCGAGUCUCGACACUCGCUGCGCUCCCUCUGGCGACGCCUCCGCCGAGCUCCCCUCCGGCGACGUCCCGGCGGAGUCAUCUCAGCAACAACCUGGCCGCCUCCAGAUCCGCCCAAGGUACUCCCCUCCGUCCCAAAUUAACUGCGGUGGGAGUAGCACCGAUUUGUUUGGCAUGUCUGAGACUGUUGAAGCACAGGUUGUCCUUUGGAUUUCUUUGAUGGAUUAUCCUGAAGUCAUGAAAUAAGAAGGAUCUCAGAUGGAUCCGGUUAAAAUAAACGAUGGUAAAGGGCACCUGGUAGAGAUGCUUGUUGACAAGCCGUGUUUUCUAGAGCCCAUAUGUGCAGAGGACAUCAAUGAAGAUACACGUGUAUACCCUCGUGUAGGGGAUGAGUACCAGGUGGAAAUUGCGAACCUAGCAACGGAAGAGGAACAAAUGGAAUUAAGGUCAUCGCCUGCCGUUGACAGCCGUAUGUUUGGUUUUGAGUAUCCUGUAGCAGUAGGAUUAACUAUUCCAGUCUCAUGGACCCAAAAUACAAACACUCGCAUGGAAGAAGAGUCCAGGAAUUUUUAGGACACAAUUCGUGCCCGCCGGAAGAUGAAAAUAACAACCACACAGGUGGAAAUACUCCAAGGAAUUUAACUCAGCACAGCAUGUAUCCUGAGCGUCUGGGCAGUAAAGUGGAACAUGCUGAACAGUGUGGAAAUCCUCAAAAUCUGCUGAACAAAACAUUCACUGUUCUUCUGUAAAGAGGAAAGCCAAUCCCAAUGAUUAUGUUCCAGUGCCUGGGAUGCCAAUGUACUCCUGGACUGAUGAAGAGGCGCAAACUUUUCUUCUCAGUCGCUACAUUUUUGGCAAAAAUCUUGUUCAGGAAAGUAACAAGCAGGAGAUGUAUUGGGUCGCCCAUAUUUUCUGGUCCAAGACAGCAGGAACUUUUGUCACGUUUUCUUGCUGCCGUAGCAAGGGAGGCUCGAGAUGCUUUGCUGGAGGUCUUUAAGAAAUUCAAUGAGGGAACAUCUGAUUUUGAGCAAUUUAUUUUAUGCCUAAGGUCCACAGUUGGGGCACAAGUUCUUGUAGAAGCAGUUGGAAUUGGUAAGGGAAAAUAUGACUUGACUGGAUUUCCAUUAGAUCCUAGUAGAAAACAUGGUAUGUCAGCCCGGACAGAGCAGAAUGGUGGGGAUGCAAAUUUCCCAUGUUCAAACAGGAGCAGCAGACCUGUCCAGGAACCACCACGAGGAUCAACCGACGUCGUGGCCCCGUUCUCUCCUGGGGGAGAGGGAAACAGCUCUCGUUUUUCUGAUCCAGCCAUUGUCGCCGACGAAUGGCGCAUGAGUAACCCUCGGUCUCAUGAAACUAUUUGCGUGGAAAAUUGGAUGAAUGUGUGUAAGGGACUCCUCCAUGGCCAAGCAAUCGAUGCUGCUGCUGCUUGGCCAAACUUUUUGUCUCUGGAUUAGAAAACGUCUCGAAGUCAGUUAUACAUUUAUCAUUGCCGAUUCCAGCUAUGAUCGAGUGCAUGUCAAUCGCCCGUAUGUUUCCUCUUGAUUCUUAUCAAGAACAAAUGAGAAGCUCAAGCAAACCAUACACAAACAUCUGUGAUGGGGUAUACUCUUUUGGUACCCUGUGUUUACCUGUAACAUUGUGGAGUUGCUGCAUAAGUGUUGUAGCUAAUAGUGGUCCUAUACAAGAACCGUGGUUGAACUUUUUUUUUCGUUGAGCAUAGAACCGUGGUUGAACUGAACUUGAGAACUCUGAUGAUCUGAUCUUCUCCAGGAGAUUCAGAAAGGGAGAACCCAAAAUACAUACAUUUGAUCCA